Molecule: messenger RNA, 1500 nt
Organism: Marchantia polymorpha subsp. ruderalis
Lineage: Eukaryota; Viridiplantae; Streptophyta; Marchantiopsida; Marchantiales; Marchantiaceae
Source: the annotation of a GenBank genome assembly
CCAGUAGUAAGAAAUAACUUGAUUUCAUGUUACCACUCUCAAAUAUUGGUAACAUUCAUGGGGAGAAUAAAACACAAAAUCUUUCAUCGACUUUUGAUUCUAUAGUCACUAGAAGAAGAAGAAAGGACAAAAAAAUCGACUCUUCGUUAAAUUGCUCCCUUUUGGAUGUCUAUCCACUUGGCGGCGUUCACACCGUCGUGCGGGACUCGUUCUGUCCUUAUGGACAUAUUUCGGCGACCGGGUCCCCCGGUCAGCGCGUCCCUCACCGAGGGUUUGGCCGAAAAGAGCCGGUUCGGGCCAGAGCGACUGUUGUACCAAGUGAGCGCCCACUUCCCAUUCAGUCAAAAGCGGAGAAGAAAUUCAAACCUCCGAUUUGAAUCUCGCGGGGAGUUGAGCGCAUCCACGCUCCCGCGAAAUUCAAAUGCGAUCCGCGGCUCGCAGAGACCCCUCUCGAACGAACUACUUAAUCCCUGGUCGGCCCCUACAGAAUCACCAAUCUUACACUCUCCCGUUCUCUCUUUGCCGUGAGCAAUCUCUUCGCCAAUCUCCCACUCUCACGUCCUUCCGUCCCCCUCGAGUGUCGUGAGUCUAGAGCGUUCCGUUCAUCCCCUGUGAUUUCGACAUCGUGUUCGUCGGCCGAUUCCAAUUCCAGUGUUUCGAGAUGGCUCGAACGAAGCAGACAGCUCGCAAGUCCACGGGAGGCAAGGCGCCUCGCAAGCAGCUGGCGACGAAGGCUGCGCGCAAGUCGGCUCCUGCCACCGGAGGAGUGAAGAAGCCUCACAGAUACAGGCCUGGAACCGUGGCGUUGCGCGAGAUCAGGAAGUACCAAAAGUCCACUGAGCUUCUGAUUAGGAAGUUGCCAUUCCAAAGGCUGGUUCGAGAGAUUGCCCAGGACUUCAAGACUGAUUUGCGGUUCCAGAGUAGCGCCGUCCUGGCCCUUCAAGAAGCGGCCGAGGCUUACCUCGUCGGACUUUUCGAGGACACUAACCUCUGCGCGAUUCAUGCCAAGCGUGUGACGAUUAUGCCGAAAGAUAUUCAGCUCGCUCGAAGAAUUCGCGGCGAACGAGCCUAAGCCAUCUCCUCUCGCCUAUUGUCGAGGAAUUGCGAUCUCUGUGCUUCCAUUUUCUGCUGGAACACCCCUGCCCGUGGGUAUUCAGUAGAUGCCAUACUAUCUGUGUCCAACGAUUCUUGGUACUUAGGCCCAGCUUUGCUAGCUGGAGCACUUGGUGGACAUGAUCAAUUCCGGUUGAAGAGAAACAAGUCAAUGCACAUGGUGACUCCUCAUCUGACAAAGAUCUCCUUGCUGAUGGUCCGAAGGGGAACGAGUUCGCCUUUGCAGUCUGCUUCCUACCGCCCGGAUAGUUCUUCAUACCACUCUGCCCACGUACCACAAGGACAGACAGAUGCGUUUUUGCUUAAAGCUCUGUUGUAAAUAUAUCAGCUCAUAAUAAAAGGUGCUUCCGCAUUUCUAUCAUUGUGUGCAUGUGUAUUAGUUUUGUG